AUGGGAGAUACAAAACCUCCAACGAAGUCGAAGGAGCUUAUGGCAUCGUCGGUACUCUGUCCGACGUUAACCGCAUCGAACUACAUUGUAUGGUCAAUGAGGAUGAAAGUGACUUUACGGGUUCACAAGGUAUGCAAAACCAUAGAUUAUGGGUCACCUGAGGCAGAGAAGAACGACGUAGCAAUUGCAUUAGAGAAUCUAAUAUUACAAGUUGUUAAUCUAGAUUCGCUUAAAGACAUAUGGGAUGCAAUCAAGGCGAGGCACCUUGGAGAAGAUCGAGUUAGAGAGACUAGACUACAAACUCUGAUGUCUGAAUUCGAAUAUAUGAGAAUGAAAGAUUCGGAAACUAUUGAUACGUUCGCUGGAAAGAUAUAA
This is a messenger RNA of Brassica oleracea var. oleracea, 375 nucleotides long. RefSeq lists its product as uncharacterized. Lineage: Eukaryota; Viridiplantae; Streptophyta; Magnoliopsida; Brassicales; Brassicaceae. The record is from RefSeq and is a predicted model, not a curated record. The transcript has a single exon. The coding region runs from base 1 to 375 and encodes 124 amino acids.